AUGAAGUUCAAUACUAAGUGGGAGUUCAAGGAGGCAGUGAGGGAGUUCACUAUACAAGAAGGAAGACGGAUGAAGUUCAGGAAGAACGACGGGAAAAGGGUAAGGGCAGUAUGUAAGGUGAAGGAUUGCAAGUGGGUUGUGUACGCAUCAAGGGACCACGAAGAUGGUUGCUGGAACUGUGAGGCUACAACAUAUUUCAAGACGAAAUACGACUUGUCGCUCAAUAGAAACUCUAUAUCACGGGAACUGUGUGAUGCUAGGAAUAUAGUCUAUGGGGAUGCGAAGGAGCAAUAUGCCAUGCUUAGGGACUAUGGUGAAACACUGUUGAAAAUCAACCUGGGAUCAACUGUUCAGAUAUGCACAAAGCCACAGCCUAAUGGUGAGGUCAUAUUUGAGAGGAUGUAUGUCUGCUUGAGUGGGUGCAAGUCAGGGGGGCAAAUUCUAUCGGCUGUUGGACAAGAUGCUAAUCAUCAUGUCUACGUUAUUGACUGGACAGUUGUGGAAGUGGAGAAUUUUGAGAAUUGGAAGUGGUUUCUAGAGUUGCUACAUGAGGAUCUUGGAGACUACAAGACUCAUGGGUGGAACUUCAUCUCUGAUAUGAAAAAGCUUGGUUUAGUACUUAAGGUGCAGUAUACUACUGUGAGUGAUGAUACCUCUGAUAUAAUUUGGAAGGACCUGGAGCUGAGGGGACUGUUAUGGGAGUGUGCUAGAGCUACAACAUUUCAAGAUUUUAAGGAUUACAUGGAUAGGAUAAAGAGGUUGAAUGAGGAGACAUGGAAGUAUCUUGACAAGUGGCCCAGGGAGGCAUGGACGAGGUCCCAGUUCAUGCACAACCCGAAAUUGGACUCGAUUUGCAACAACGCUUGUGAGGUUUUCAAUUCAAAGAUCAAAGAAGCAAGGGGAAAGCCUAUACUUACUCUUUUAGAAGAGGUGAGGAUGUUUGUUAUGAGGACUAUGGCUAAGAACAAGGUGAAGUUGGACAAUCACCUGGGCUGUUACCACCCGUAA
Molecule: messenger RNA, 1008 nt
Organism: Arachis stenosperma
Lineage: Eukaryota; Viridiplantae; Streptophyta; Magnoliopsida; Fabales; Fabaceae
Exons: 6
Coding region: 1-1008 (335 amino acids)
Source: RefSeq, a predicted model, not a curated record